Pseudoliparis swirei is the source of this 1301-nucleotide messenger RNA. Its product is annotated as very-long-chain 3-oxoacyl-CoA reductase-A-like. Lineage: Eukaryota; Metazoa; Chordata; Actinopteri; Perciformes; Liparidae. The record is from RefSeq and is a predicted model, not a curated record. The coding region runs from base 280 to 789 and encodes 169 amino acids. Gene Ontology annotation, cellular component: endoplasmic reticulum. Gene Ontology annotation, molecular function: oxidoreductase activity. The transcript is spliced from 5 exons.
GUCAGAUUUCAUACGGCCCGCGACAUCGGUCAUAUAAUGUGUUAUUUGUGGCCCGCCAGAUCUGUCAGAAUAAAUAAAUCAUAAAAACUUGAAAGACGUAAUUCCUCCUUUCUAAUGUCUCUGUAUCCGUGGCGUGAACCCUUCUCGAAACCUAUUUGCCAUGGCGACGGCAAAAAAAAAGGAGAAAAGUUGACAGUGAGGGCCGCCGCUUUCAGGAGCGGUGGGAAUUACUAGUGUUUCCCCUCCCAUGAGAACAGGGUGGGGGUCCGCCCCACUGACAUGUUCUCUAUAGCGCCAGGUUACAACAGAAGUAAUGUCAGGUUGUUUUAUUCAACUAAACGGUCGUAUAUUAUUGAUCGUAUCGACACAGCGGCAUGUCAUUUCUGUCUCUACGUGGUGGCGUUCACACUUCUCCUGGCUCUCGGUAUCGCGGCGGAGCUCCGCCCCCAUGCGCACAGACAGGUGAGCACAGACAGGAAGAAGGGCGCCAUCCUCAACAUCUCCUCCGCCAGCGGGAUGUACCCCGUCCCCCUGCUCACCGUCUACUCCGCCUCCAAGGCGUUUGUGGACUUCUUCUCCCGAGGACUGCACGCCGAGUACAAGAGCAAAGGCGUCAUCGUGCAGAGAGUUCUUCCGUUUUUCGUCGCCACCAAACUGAGUAAAAUCCGCCGCGCCACGCUGGACAAGCCGAGCCCGGAGCGCUACGUGUCGGCCGAGCUGAACACCGUGGGCCUGCAGAGCCAGACCAACGGAUACCUGCCCCACGCCGUCAUGGACCAGCUGUGUUGACGACUCCCCCGACUCGCCGCCAAUGUGGGACCACGGAGGAGUAACUGUGACAGUUUCAGGGCAACGCCUCGCUCCCCCCCCCCCCCCCCUGCGGCGCGAUGCCGCAUCUGGCCGCCGCCGCAUUGUGUGAACGAGAAAAAAAAACUAAAAACUGCGGGCGAUAAAGCGCUCCGUCAACGAGCGGAGCGCGGAAACACCCAAAAUAAAUACAAAGAGUCCCCAAAGCAUCCAUCAGGUGGCGAAACGGGAAUAAUGGGAAAUUAAGCUGCGUGCGUGUGUGUGUGUGCGUGUGUGUGUGGAGCACUUUAUGUUUCAUUAAGAUUUAAAAAUACUUUUUUCUUUUCUUCUCUAAUAUUGUACGCUUGUUCUCAUAAAGUUCGUUGAAGCGUUGCUUUUUCGUCUUAACGUUUUCUCUUGUGUGUGUGUGUGUGUGUGUGUGUCCCCGCUACCCGAACACCAGGAAAACGCUGAAUUGCAUUUUGUUGUCAAUAAACAUUCUGAUGACAUCGUCA